Messenger RNA from Photinus pyralis (common eastern firefly), 1761 nucleotides. RefSeq lists its product as uncharacterized. The record is from RefSeq and is a predicted model, not a curated record. Lineage: Eukaryota; Metazoa; Arthropoda; Insecta; Coleoptera; Lampyridae. The transcript has a single exon. The coding region runs from base 1 to 1761 and encodes 586 amino acids. Gene Ontology annotation, cellular component: membrane. Gene Ontology annotation, molecular function: ligand-gated monoatomic ion channel activity.
AUGAUAUUGCUACUCGUAGCACUGAUUGCUCCAACCCGAUGCGCACUCGCUCCACCAGAAACUAGGUCGUUAUCAAAAUGUCUCGGUGCCAUAAGUGCCGCUUACUUCCAACCUGGUGAUCUUACAUUGAUCCAAGGAGGUAACGAUGACGUACUGAGUGAAUUGUUUCGUCAUGGUGCGAUAGUCAAUGGUGGUGGUGGUGGUUUUAAAUACAGACGAGUUGAUAAUUAUGUCAUGGAAGUGGAGUUUUCGUAUAAAAUCAGGAACCGCUUGGAGAAAGUUGAGAUGUACCGAACAUGGAACCCUCACGCGAGGUUUGUGGUUUUUUCAACGCGCAGCCACGGGCAUGCGGACCAAUUUGCUCAGAAAGUAGCUAAACAGCUACGAAAGGCACGAGUUGUGAACUACGCGAUAGUGUUGGCGGAUGAGAACUCGCACUUGGUGCACGCUUGGUUCGCCAAUAAUUCCACCGGGACACGACGGGUUGAACCAUGUACGUUGGGAGUAUUCCAAAACGAAACCGAUUUGUUCUCGGAGAACCUCUCGCGGAAUUUACGCGGGCGCAAGCUCAAAAUUUGUCCGAUUGUCUGGCCUCCCUACGUGCUACCGCCAGUCGGCGGUGAAUUUAGGGACGGGUUGGAGGUGAAGCUCGUCGAAAUGAUGGGGCAAGUGGCGAACUUCACCGUCCAGUACCUACCGUCGAAUAACUCUCAGGAUUGGGGCUUUAUAUCCGAAAACGGCGCCGCGUUGGGUUCGCUCUCGUUUUUGAAAAGCGGCCAGUGUGACGCGGCAAUCGGCUCCAUGGCCCCAUCCGAAGAUCGCAACACAUUCUUUGAUUACGCUAUUUACAGCUUUCCAGAGUCGCUAACCUGGUGCGUGCCGCACGCUAGAGAUGCGCACCAGUGGGAGAAAGUCUGCAUGGUGCUACCUUUAUGGGUGACCGUUGCUACGUACACAAUUUGCAUAAUCGUGGGUGUACUGAUAUGGGGUUUCUCCCACGUUGAAGAAGGCGAAGCAAGGAACUACCGUAGUCUGGUGGAAAGUCUGCAGGUGUCAUUUUCGAUUCUGAACAACCUGUCGGUACGCGCACCUCCCAGAUUGUUUAAAGCCAGGGCUCUCUUCAUAACUUGGGUUCUUUUCGCUAUGCACAUGGCAGCAGUCUACCAAAGUUUCCUCAUCAGCGUACUAACCAAGCCGAUAUACGAGCAAAAGAUACGAAACUUGUCCGAUAUUCUUGACCACAACCUGGACAUUUGGAUCUUGCCGAAUUUUAAAAGGUACUUUACCGCCCAAAACGAUGGUACCAACGUCAAGGUUCGCGAGAUCUGGAGGACGUGCGACGAAAUCGACCGCUGUCUGUACAAUACGGUACUAACGCAACGGUCCGCCACGUGCACGCCCCGUCAUUUCAUCGAGUACGCCGUGAAUCACUACGUCACCGAAAACGGGGAACCGCUCCUCUACUGUUUCGACCAUAGCAUUGUGACCUACCCCUUGGAGAUGCUGAUGACGCGCGGUUUCCCGUUCACCGACUACUUUCGCGAGCUGAUCCAACGUAUAGCGUCGGCCGGAUUCGUACCGUACUGGGAGAGGCGCAUUUUCGAAAAUCAACUGAGAUCGGCCAGCAAUGACGUGGAUCAUUCGAGCGGCAGCGGGAUGGGGAUGGAACAUCUCGCGCUUGUUUUCGGAAUGACGAUUUUGGGACACUUUUGCGCACUUCUUGUGUUCUUUUUAGAGCUGUACAUUUUUAGGCGUACAUAG